Messenger RNA from Merops nubicus (carmine bee-eater), 1471 nucleotides. RefSeq names its product RNA polymerase-associated protein RTF1 homolog. Gene Ontology annotation, cellular component: Cdc73/Paf1 complex. Gene Ontology annotation, molecular function: RNA polymerase II C-terminal domain phosphoserine binding; DNA binding. The record is from RefSeq and is a predicted model, not a curated record. NCBI's taxonomy places the organism in Eukaryota, Metazoa, Chordata, Aves, Coraciiformes, Meropidae.
AGCUCCUGUCUUUAGCCAAACGGAAACGCAGUGACUCUGAAGAGAAGGAGCCACCUGUGAGCAAGCCCACAGCUUCUUCAGACUCCGAGACCUCGGACAGUGAUGAUGAGUGGACUGUUGGGGGUUCUAAAAACAAAAAAAAGGGAAAAGCCAGUAAGACAGAGAAGAAAGGAGCCAUGAAGAAGCAGAUGAACAAAGCUGCCUCUUCAGGCAGCUCAGAUAAAGACAGCUCUGCCGAGAGCUCAGCACCUGAGGAGGGAGAAGUCUCUGACUCUGAAAGCAACAGCUCCUCCUCUAGCUCAGAUUCAGAUUCUUCAUCUGAAGAUGAGGAAUUCCAUGAUGGCUAUGGAGAAGACCUGAUGGGAGAUGAAGAAGACCGGGCUCGCCUGGAGCAGAUGACAGAAAAGGAGAGAGAGCAGGAGCUGUUUAACAGGAUAGAGAAGAGAGAAGUGCUAAAGAGAAGAUUUGAAAUCAAGAAGAAACUAAAAACAGCAAAAAAGAAAGAAAAGAAGGAGAAAAAGAAGAAGCAAGAGGAAGAGCAGGAGAAGAAAAAGCUCACACAGAUCCAGGAAUCCCAGGUCAUGUCACAUAACAAAGAGCGACGAUCAAAGCGGGAUGAGAAGCUAGACAAGAAAUCUCAGGCAAUGGAGGAGCUAAAAGCAGAAAGAGAGAAGAGGAAGAACAGAACAGCUGAACUGCUUGCAAAAAAACAGCCAUUAAAAACUAGUGAAGUGUACUCUGAUGAUGAAGAGGAGGAGGAAGAUGAUAAAUCUAGUGAGAAAAGUGAUCGCUCAUCCAGAUCCUCAUCCUCUGAUGAAGAGGAAGAGAAAGAGGAGAUCCCUCCCAAGUCGCAGCCGGUGUCGUUGCACCGCGUGCGGCUGUCGCGGCACAAGCUGGAGCGCUGGUGCCACAUGCCCUUCUUUGCCAAGACAGUCACCGGCUGCUUCGUCCGCAUCGGCAUCGGCAACCACAACAGCAAACCUGUCUACCGGGUUGCUGAAAUCACUGGUGUGGUGGAGACUGCAAAGGUUUACCAGCUCGGUGGCACCCGCACAAACAAAGGACUGCAGCUGCGGCACGGCAGUGAUUCACGUGUGUUUCGUUUGGAGUUUGUCUCAAAUCAGGAAUUCACUGAAAGUGAGUUUAUGAAGUGGAAGGAAGCGAUGUUCUCUGCUGGGAUGCAGCUACCCACACUAGAUGAGAUAAACAAGAAGGAAGUGUCCAUCAAAGAAGCCCUCAACUACAAGUUCAACGACCAGGACAUAGAGGAGAUUGUCAAAGAGAAGGAGAGGUUCAGAAAAGCACCUCCAAAUUAUGCUAUGAAGAAAACUCAGCUGUUAAAGGAGAAGGCUAUGGCUGAGGACUUGGGGGACCAAGAUAAGGCCAAACAGAUUCAAGAUCAGCUUAAUGAACUUGAAGAGAGAGCAGAGGCCCUGGAUCGUCAACGGACAAAAAACAUCUCUGCAAUCAG